UAGGUAAAAAAUUAUGGACCAAAUACUACUAAAUCGAAGUUCGUCAAUAUUAAACGAUACCGUAGACAUAAACAAUUCUGCAGUUAAAAAAACACUUUUGUUGUAUGAUUAUUUCAUUCCCAUGAUAGGAAUUUUGAUCGUUAUAACCAAUUUAGCUGUUGUUUUAUCUAGUGGGCUCCUGUUGAAAAAAGGCCAAGAACCAAGAUCUACAUACCUAUACUUAGGCAAUGUAGCCCUAACGGACUUUUUUACUGGAAUUGCCGUUAUAUUUGGGCAAGUAUUCCCAAUACAAUAUAGGGAUCACUAUGUAUGUUCACUACAAAUUGGUAUGAUUGUUUCCAGCACCUUAGCUUCAGUACUUUCAGUGGGACUGAUUGCGAUUGAUAGAUUUUUGUACAUUAUUCAUGGGUUAAAAUACCAGCAAUGGGUUUAUCCUCAAAGAGCCAGGUUAAGCAUUGGAUUUACAUGGAUAGUAGGUGGUUUCAUAGGUUUCCUACCUUUAAUGGGUUGGUAUGGGGACACUCAAAAUGGUAAAAUAUGUUGGUUCAUCCUACUAGCACCAAAGGAGUUAGUGCUGUUGACAGUCAUCAUAGGAAUAAUCCCGAUUUUAGUAGUUAUAGUACUAUACCUUGUAAUUCUAUUUCAUGCCUUAAAGAAAAUAUUUCAACUGCAAAAUCUAAACAAGCAGUCUUCAAAUCAGCAAGAAGAAAAAAUCAAUAAUUUAAGAAUGUUUAGAGGAAACGCAAAGAAUAAAGGAACUCGCACUCCACCUCCCAAAAAGGGGUUCUCGAGGGUUUUUAAAAAGGCGCCAUUAAAAUCCGUAAACACACCAAGCAAAUGGAAAGCGAUCAAAGUAGUACUAUUCACCACAGGAAGCUUCAUAGGAACAUGGUCUCCGUACUUCAUAGUCAGUCUUUUGUAUGUUUACAAAUGCGAUUUUAACACAGAAACAAAAUACUGCAAAAAUCUACGGCUUCUUAUAGCGAGUCCUCUGGCAAUUUUAGGGUUCAUGAACAGCUUUUUUAAUCCUAUCAUUUACGCUUGGUGGCAUAAAGGAUUUAGGGAUUUUGUUAAGAGGAGGUUUAAGAUAUUCUCCAAAAAGGAGGAUUCCAUUACUAAAUCAACAAGUCAAACCAUUAGUUCCAAGAAAAAUUCGAUGUCUUCAGAAAUUCACCUGAAUGUUUUAAACUAAUACACUUAUUUUUAGUUUAAAUGAUUGUGGUUUUCACGCUCAUAUAUUUUUGUACCAAUUUUCAAGGCUUUUUGUAUUAGGUUAUGCUAUUACUUUUGUAAAAAUACAUUGGAAAAUAAACUAUAUUGGACCAAAAUCUUGAUUUUGU
Messenger RNA from Brassicogethes aeneus, 1340 nucleotides. The record is from the annotation of a GenBank genome assembly. Lineage: Eukaryota; Metazoa; Arthropoda; Insecta; Coleoptera; Nitidulidae.